Molecule: messenger RNA, 3614 nt
Organism: Mizuhopecten yessoensis (Yesso scallop)
Lineage: Eukaryota; Metazoa; Mollusca; Bivalvia; Pectinida; Pectinidae
Product: synapsin-like
Exons: 13
Coding region: 593-2140 (515 amino acids)
Biological process (GO): neurotransmitter secretion
Cellular component (GO): synaptic vesicle; synaptic vesicle membrane
Molecular function (GO): ATP binding
Source: RefSeq, a predicted model, not a curated record
ACCUACUACUGCUGGCUCAAACACACUUCACUGGUCCUUACCAAACUUGGUAGUAAGAAUUGGAACACUAAAAGACAAAUUCAUCGGUUUGGAGCAGGAGUCUGGUAGCAUCUGUCCUCGGUGGCUUUUUGCCUGAUACAUGGUUUAUAUCUGUCCGUGAAACCAAGCUUUUUGGAGGCAUAAACAAUCUUGGUAUAUAAGUGGUGAAAGGUAUUAUUGAUAAAGCUUAUUUGAUAACAGCACAACCUUAAAGAGAAGUGAACAACUUUUGAAAUUGUCCAAGUUCGACAGAGAUUCCUUGUGAGGUCGACAGGAUAUGUGUACAUAUCGUCAAACAGUGUGGUCAUUGGACUGCAGCAGGAGUACUGAGUGACAGGAAAGCUUGUGCUACUACAGAGGAUAAGUUGGUACAGACUGAAGACCAGGGAUUACUUACCUCCUUUGUAUUUCUUGGAUUUUACAACCAAUUUGUGGUCAGAUUACUUACGACACUCUACAUUUUACCGAUCACAGGACAAACGUUGUGUAUAGUGCCUUUUAAAUUACCAAAAUUUCGUUUUCAAUUUUCUUCAAAGACAAUUUUUCCUGUGGUAUGAAUUUCUUACGGAGAAGGUUUAGUUCUGGGGACCUACAGGGCGAACUGAAAGAUGAAAAUUCUAGUAUACUCACUUUCAAAAAGGGGCCGUCCCCUAGCGCCCCCAACUCCCCAUCAAAGUCUAUGUCAGGAGCAGGAAUCCCGAGGGCCCCGGUAUCCAACAACAAACCGGCAUACAACAAGGACAGAUGUAAAACACUGCUCGUCGUUGACGACCAUCACACUGACUGGUCAAAAUAUUUUCGAGGGAGAAAGAUUUUUGGUGACUGGGAUAUAAGAGUAGAACAGGCAGAAUUUUCAGAGCUAAAUUUGGCUUCCUAUACUGACACAGGAACAAUGGUGGACAUCCAGAUACUGAGGAAUGGUACAAAGGUGGUGAGAUCAUUCAAACCUGAUUUCCUGCUCAUACGACAAAAUGUGAGGGACGCCACGGAGGACUGGAAGAACUUGCUCAUCGGAUUUCAAUAUGGCGGUAUUCCUAGCGUCAACUCUCUCCAUUCUAUCUACAACUUCCAGGAUCGGCCGUGGGUGUUCUCUCAAUUGAUCAAAAUCCAGAAGAAGCUAGGUCGUGACAACUUCCCGCUGAUCGAGCAGGCCUAUUACCCAAACCACAAGGAAAUGGUGCUCACUCCGAAGUUCCCUGUGGUAGUCAAGUUAGGUCACGCUCAUUCUGGUGUAGGAAAAGUGAAGGUAGAAAGUUUUGAAUUGUUCCAUGAAUUAGCGGGUGUGUUAUCGCUCACCCGUCUGUAUGCUUCCUCAGAGACCUUCAUAGAUAGCCGAUACGACCUGCAUUUGCAGAAAAUUGGAAAUAAUUAUAGGGCUUUUAUGAGGAAAUCUAUAUCAGGAAAUUGGAAAGCAAACACUGGAUCAGCAAUGUUAGAACAAAUCGCAAUGAAUGACAGGUUUAAGUUAUGGGUGGAUGAGUGCAGUCUGAUGUUCGGUGGACUAGACGUACUCGCUGUGGAGGCUGUACAAGGCAAGGAUGGAAAGGAGUAUAUUAUUGAGGUGAAUGAUUCCUCUAUGACAUUACUGGGAGAGAGCCAGGAGGAAGACAGACGCCAAGUUGCUGACCUUGUUAUGGCUAAAAUGCAGCACUGCCUUAAACCGGUCGCUUCCAUUAGUCGGACAUUUAGCUCCGGUGCUGUCAUGCACUAUGCUACAAUGAAUGGCAGUAAGCAGGAUGUGCCUGCCCCAACUCAGCCCCCUACCCGGCCCCCACAGCCCCAAGGGCAGGGCCAGCCUCGGCCCCAGGGGGGUCAGCCUCCUUCUCAGCAGCAACAGACCCCACACUCACAACCCCAGCCUCAUCAACAGCAUCCUCAGCAUCCACAACAGCCAGGGGCAAGGUCUUCCCAGCUACAGAAUCCCUCAAACCCUAACCAGCCGACAAACCCGAACCAGGCGGUAAACCCGAACCUGUCUAACAAACAGCAGCCUGACGGGGUCCCUCCCGGUAAUCGCGUUCCUGGCCAGAGGAGCUCAGAAGAUGAGGACACCAUGAAAAACUUACGUAGAACGUUUGCUGGAAUAUUCGGAGACAUGUAGAGGAUCACCAGCAUCAUAACAUCGACAGUAUCAUAAUACUGGACAACAAUACAUCAUCCUACCCCCGACAUCUGUGGGGGACUGUCCUUAUAUCAGAGACUGAUCUCUAGAGAUUGAUGGUGCCACACUACUUAUAGGGGUGGAUUAUAGAGUAUAUAUGGUAUAACACUACUUAUAGGGGUGGAUUAUAGAGUAUAUAUGGAACUACACUACUUAUAGGGGUGGAUUAUAGAGUAUAUAUUGUACUACACUACUUAUAGGGGUGGAUUAUAGAGUAUAUAUGGUACUACACUACUUACAGGGGUGGAUUAUAGAGUAUAUAUGGUAUAACACUACUUAUAGGGGUGGAUUAUAGAGUAUAUAUGUUACUACACUAAUCAUAGGGCUAGUUUAUAGAUUAUUUAUGGUACCAUACUAUUUAGAGGACACUAGUUUUUAGGGAUGAUUAAGUGAUUAUUUAUGGUACCAUACUAUAUGGAUCUAUGAACACCUAUGGUACGACAAUAAGUAUUAUUGACAGCAGUAAUUUAACUAGGUCAACAUUAGUUAAACCUCCAAAACAACUGCUGAUGUCAAGGUUAUCUUGAAAAGGUCAAGGUCAUUAGUUAAUACUGGUUCUACUGUUAGAUACAAGUUACUUUCAAAUAUAAAUACAUCAUUAGCACCAGAAUUAUAUUUCUGGAGACAGACUUGUGACGUGCAAUAUUUCUUUAAGUGUAUUGGGGUAGGGUAGCUGUAUAGUUGUAUAUAGAUGUUCAUAUAGAUCUCAUAGGCUGCCUCUACAUUGUACAGGGUUAUUUUAUGUAUAUCAUUUACACCAUUCAUUUGUUUAUAGGCAAGUAGUCAUUUUUAUAUAACAUAUUCUUAGGGUUGUACAUGGGUUUAAUUUAGUGAUAAGAUGCUGUGUUUUGAUGUGAUAUUAUAAUGAAUCAUAAUAAUUUUCAGCAUAUUGUUACUGUAAAUAGUCAGUAGAUUUAAGACAAUUGAAUUUGUCUCCCCUUAUUCAUAUUAUAUAUGAACACCCUAGUAAGCUCCCCUGAUUCUAAAGUGAAUACAUUUCCACAGUUCACUUAAACAUGUCACAAAUAAUUCUGUUUUUAUUCAAACAUUUGAAAAUCAAAUUUUGUUUACUUGUUUAUACUGCAAUAUUUAUGUUUUUUGAACAAUCGUUUGUAAGAUAGUCACAAAUUAAAAGAUACAAGUGCCAUAUUUUGUAAGAUCUUACAUUUUCUUUUAACAUUCCAUUUGUUUGUUAUGAAUUGGUAUUUCUUUUAUUGUUACUGUUUUAAAUUUGUUUAUCAUAAUCAUUAUCAAUUAGACACAGUGAAACCUCUAUACAAUCGUACCAAUAAUUAAACACAGUGAAACCUCUAUUCAAUCGUUCCCAUAAUUAAACACAGUGAAACCCCUAUACAAUCAUACCCAUAACUAGACACAGUGAAACCUCUAUACAAGCGUACCACUAAUUAAACAC